UGAAGAUGACAAAAUUUUUACUGGACGUGUUAGUAAUGCAUUGGAAAAAAUGCUAAAAGAAUGCACUUUUGAGAACGGAUAUAAAUUUUCGGAGGAAGAUAAAAAACCUUCACAAUUGCCGACAUUUAAGCCUUGGAAACAGCUCAAAAAUGAAUCAAAAAAACAUUUCAAAACAGUCAUAAAAACAUUUAAAUUGUUACCUAAAAAAGUAGCUCCCGAAGUAUCUUUAGGAAAAAUUGACAAAAAUAUUACAAGUUUGUGUUUUAAUUUUAAGUCGGACCUCCUAUUUUACAUACAACCUUGGGACUGA
Molecule: messenger RNA, 310 nt
Organism: Meloidogyne enterolobii
Lineage: Eukaryota; Metazoa; Nematoda; Chromadorea; Rhabditida; Meloidogynidae
Source: the annotation of a GenBank genome assembly